Messenger RNA from Durusdinium trenchii, 1200 nucleotides. The record is from the annotation of a GenBank genome assembly. NCBI's taxonomy places the organism in Eukaryota, Dinophyceae, Suessiales, Symbiodiniaceae.
CCCAGACGGAAUUUUGCAAUCCUGCGUGCCGGUGAAACACCAUGGCAACAUUGAAUCACGUGGUCUUUGUGUGGUCAAAGGGCACCUUGGUACCUGUGCCCGUCCAGGAGUCGCUCCAACCGUGGGCGAGGCCAGUCCGGCCAGCACUCAACUUCAAGUGCUUGAAUGGCAUGAAGCCGUUGGUGUUGUCGGACGACUCAGAGUGCGAUUUGCCGCACACCGCGCGCUACACUGGAGCGGUCGAGUGCAGGGAGGAUCAGAAGGCUCAUGGAUCCAAUGCCAGCUCAGCAGAGGUGACCACUUCAGGAGGGACGCGAGGGGCCGCCCCAUCGCAGUUGGAGUCGGAUUCGGACUUUGAGGGGUUGGGCUUUAUCCCUGGGCUCGGAGAUGAAUCUGAGGAAGAGGUGACAGAGGUCUUUGCCUUCAACACCUGGGAGUCACAUCAGUAUGGAACGUGCAAGCCAUGUCGGUUCUUCCAUGCGAAAGAAGAAGGUUGUCGCAUUGGAGCCUCAUGCAUCUCACAUUAGCAACAUGGGGUUGGAUGGAUCGGUGCACAUCAGCAAGGGACAUUCGCAGACUAGAGAACAUACUAUGUUACUAUGUUUUAAUAUGAUUUAAUAUGGUUUUCUGAUGUCAAUUGAAAAUUUGCACUGCCUGUUGGGACAGUUGGGUAUGAGGCAGCGGCCUCAUAAAAAACAGAAAAAAAACUGUCAGGAGUACGCUCGUAGCACCAGCUUGAUGGAUGAUUCGGAGCUGACACAUGCAUCGUUCGUUCGGGGAUCAUGCUUUCGCAUCAGGUCCACUGCUUUGCCAAACCGUCCGGAGCAAGGCUCAGCAUCUGUCGCACAGGCAUCGGUCUAGUAGUUUCCAGUAUAGAAGCCACUGGCCGAGGGAACAUGACCAAGAUUGAACCAUUCAACCAAGGACGCGGCCACACAUGCUUGCAGCAUUAUUUUGGCGUGGUGCCGUUUUUGGAACGUUCUUUAGACCUUGGGUCAUGAUAGACCCGCCACAUAAUCAGGCCAAACACAUCCAAACACCGACAUGGAACGCCAGCAGCAUAUUUCUAAUUGGACUGAGAUUUGUUUGUCACAUUUGUCCCACGAGAUGGUCAUGCCUUUGACCAUUUUUGACCUGUCGCGACCUGUGUCGACCUCGCAGCCCGCACCGGCCGAGGUAAGUUCUGCCACUUUUGCACCA